Puntigrus tetrazona (Sumatra barb) is the source of this 1059-nucleotide messenger RNA. Its product is annotated as trace amine-associated receptor 13c-like. Gene Ontology annotation, molecular function: trace-amine receptor activity. Lineage: Eukaryota; Metazoa; Chordata; Actinopteri; Cypriniformes; Cyprinidae. Gene Ontology annotation, cellular component: membrane. Gene Ontology annotation, biological process: G protein-coupled receptor signaling pathway. The transcript has a single exon. The record is from RefSeq and is a predicted model, not a curated record. The coding region runs from base 49 to 1059 and encodes 336 amino acids.
GGACAGUAAGGAGAGCAGAACAAACUCCUAACAGGAGGAGACUCACUCAUGGCCUAUGAGACAGAGGAUCAUGAGACUCAAUACUGCUUUCCUGCCAUCAACUCUUCAUGUAUCAAGGAAAAACGCUCCAGUUAUGAAUACAAUAUCAUUUAUCUCUUUGUAUCAGUGCUGUCUGCAUGGACUGUGUUUCUGAAUCUGCUGGUGAUCAUCUCCAUCUCUCACUUCAAGAAGCUUCACACUCCAACCAACCUGAUCAUUCUCUCUCUGGCUGUGACUGAUCUGCUUACUGGGCUUAUAGUGAUACCCUUAGAGGGCAUCAAACAAAAUGAGACAUGUUGGUACUUUGGAGACACUUACUGUGGACUGUUUGUCAUUACAGUUAGGCUGCUCCUUUGUACAUCUCUGAGUACUUUAGUUUUAAUUGCUGUUGAUCGUUAUAUGGCUGUCUGUCACCCUUUACUAUAUCCACAGAAAAUAACAACUAUUAAAACGUUAAUAAGCAUCUGUCUCUGCUGGUUUUGCUGUUUGGUUUACAAUAUUGAGUAUGUAAUUAGUAAUGGAUAUUUUAAUAUCUCACACAAAAUAUUGUGUUAUGGUCAGUGUAUUGUUUUAAUUACUCCUGCUUGGAGAUUUACUGAUUUGACAUUUUUCUUCCUAUUUCCUUGUAUUGUCAUCAUCACUGUAUAUUUAAGAAUAUUUUAUGUUGUGCAAUGGCAAGUGAAAGUAAUAAACUCUCUAGUAAAGGGUGGUAAAUUUGUAGUGGAAAGUUUAGUAAAGAGGAAAUCUGAGAGUAAAGCUGCUCUGACAUUAGGAAUCAUUGUGACAGUUUAUCUGCUUUGCUGGAUUCCUUUUUAUAUAUGUUCAUUAACAAUUACAACAAUCUCUUCUACUACAAUGACAUUUUUAACAUGGACUUUGUAUGUCAGCUGUGGACUGAAUCCACUCAUUUAUGCUUUAUUUUAUCGCUGGUUUAAAAUAUCAGUUAAACACAUUCUAACUCUUAGAAUAUUUCAGCCAGCAUCUUCUGUACUGGACAUUUUUAUUGAUUGUCGCACUUGA